Molecule: messenger RNA, 9587 nt
Organism: Biomphalaria glabrata
Lineage: Eukaryota; Metazoa; Mollusca; Gastropoda; Planorbidae
Product: zinc finger protein Xfin-like
Exons: 2
Coding region: 359-3874 (1171 amino acids)
Source: RefSeq, a predicted model, not a curated record
UAAUUUUUUAUAUAACUAAAAAUGUAUCUAAAUAUAUUGUUUUUAAAGGAGUUAAAUUUUUAUAGUAAUAUUAUUACAUGGUCUACAAUUUAAUCUACGCUUUUCAGAAUAUUUGUUUUUCAAAAAGAAAAAAAAACAACAUCCUUGUUUGCUUGUCACCGCAAUUUUUAGGAAAGUACAUUUUUUAAUGUUGUACUGUAGAAUGAUAAGCCAUGCAAUAACAAUUAAAGACAUCUAUCCAUGGCUUCUUGAUUAAUUGUAGAACGAUGCUAAUCGUGGGCACUAUAACAGUGCAGCAAGUUUUUUUGCCAGGCUAUAUUGCUGCCACCUUGAGACACUGCUGGCUGCAUCCUUUAAGAUGUCCGCCUCAGUCAAAGUGAUCACCACCGAAUCUGAAGCUGGGGCCCUGCAGAUGUUUUUGGUGCCAGAUGAGUUCAACUCUGACAGCCCAGAGAAGCCAGCAGAAGAGAAUGAAGCCUGUGACCUAAAUGAGCAUCAUUACAGGCAGGAUAAUCAUACACACUCUGAGGCGAAAGACGGGAAUGGGCUGCUUCAGAAUGAGAUCACUCCAGAAAAUGAGUCUUUGAAAACUGAGGCUCGAGGUACAUUUGAUAAACCCAGCAGGCGAAGCUUGCGUCUCAAAGCAGGUAAAAAACCGCUUAACUACAGUAUAAAAUCAGAGGUGAAUGAUAUCCUCGACAUUGAGGCACACCUGUCAGCCUUGGUGCCAGCCAAAAAAUCUACACCUACUAAGAAAGUGAAUCCAGAUAACAAGCCAUUUUCCUGUUAUUUAUGUGGCUUGAAGUGCAAGACGGCAGCUAAUCUUAAACAGCAUGAGCAGACUCACACAGAUGUGGAUAGACCUUUCAUCUGUGGACAUUGCAACUAUGCCUGCAAACGAAAAUCUGAUUUGAAGAAACACGAAGAAACCCAUGGACCAAGCAAUGCCUUUAAAUGUCUUGAGUGUGAUUACUCUGGGAAAAGAUUGAAGUAUCUUAAAAAGCACAUGAGGAUACACAACAGGGACUCAUCAUUUUCUUGCCACAUUUGUCAGUAUCGGUGUCUCAGUAAAUCAACAUUUGAUAAGCACUUGGCAAACCACUCAAGUGAUGACAUUCUCAGCCUGACCGAGUUGAAGCCCUUCACCUGUGAGCACUGUAGCGAGGGAUUUGAAAACAAGUGGGCCUUAAAUAAACAUUUAGAAACUCAUUCGGGCAACACCCCUUAUUUCUGCGUGGUCUGCGGUGCUGCUUUCAAGAGUAAGGAGUACUUGAGGAAGCAUGAAAACCAGCACAAACCUGGUAAGACCUCGGUAGUUAAAUCAGAACCUGAUGAUGGCAUGAUAGUUGAGAUUAAGGUUGAGCAAAAUGAAAACAGUAAUAGCUCUGAUGCGACAAUAAUUCUGGAGAACAAUUUAAACCACACUGUAGAGAAGCUCAAAAAAGAUACAAAAUUGAUCAUACCUAGGAUGAAAGGAGGACCGAUCCAGUGCCCUAUGUGUAUUUAUUCUUGCUCUACAAAAAAUUUGCUGAGGCGACACAUGCGAAGGCAUUCUGAUGUGAAACCUUAUAUUUGUACCCAGUGCGGUGCUGCUUUCAAGCGGAAAGACCAUCUCAAGGUUCAUAAAAAUACGCACAAUAAUGCCAGACCCCACACAUGUCCUCACUGCAGCUACGGCACUCAUCGCAAAUACCGCCUGAAGCUGCACAUACUGACACAUCAAACAGUGAAGCCGAUCACUUGCCCUUCGUGUGACUACAGGUGCCGCCGCUACUGUGAGCUCAGCUACCACAUGAGGAACAAGCACAAAGUGGAAGUUGAGGGCGAUUCGGAUGUUGAUCAGAAAGUUGACAGCUCUGCUGAUGUGGAGCUCAAAUGUGACAAGUGUGACUACACCUGUGAUUCUGUCAAGCGGCUCAAAUAUCACAUGGCCAGACACGAAAACAAAACGCCACAUUCUUGCCCCCACUGUGAUUAUAAGUGCAGCUCUCGUUCCAGCCUCUCGGAUCACCUUCUACGGCAUGCUGGGAUCAAGCCUUGCCUCUGCUCAGUAUGUGGAGCCGCCUUCCGUAACACUUCCCGUUUGAAUCGCCAUAAGUUGGUUCACUCUGACAUAAAACCGUAUGGCUGUCACUUUUGUGACUUCUCCUCCCGGUCAAAGUAUAAUCUGAAGCAGCACAUGCUGAGGCACACAGACCAAGAGAGAACACGCAGGAGACGCAAGCCUAAGACGCAGAUUCCUUAUAUCAGUCCCAUGGACACGACAACUGAGAUAAUCAAAGAGUCUUUUCAGUCAGACCUCCAGCCCCUCAUCAACCAGCUAACUUCCUCGGCCUACUUGGAAACUAUUUCCUCAAAAGAUCUAAACCCAGUCUUUCCAGACCAGCAGGAUCCAAUAAAACUAACAGAGCAUCAGCUGAGCCUAGCUAAUCAAUUGUUUAACAGAAGCAUUAGUGACCUAACCAUGCUGAGGGAUCAGGGCAGCAACUCCAGCUUCAGUUUUCCCGGUGGCUCAGCCAUGGGUCAAACGUCAGCCUAUCAGGAUGCAUACCAGCAAGUGAACAGUUUGUUAAGUCAAAAUAAUACCAUGGCCUACAGUCCUGGCAUAGCCAAGAAUCAUCCAAAUUUCAAUUACUUGGACAGAAAUGGUGGGUAUGCCUUUUCUACUCCUUAUAUUUACAAUGAGACUGUAUUUCCUGGCAGCAUGGGUGCCAACAUGAAUUUUUACAUGAAUCCUGGCACAAGCUCACCUUUAAACUCUGACACAGUUAGUCAGAGCGCGGCUCAGAAUAGCGUCCCACUUAAUCAUUCUUCUGGCAGCGGGCUUGAUGAGCACCCGGUACUUUCACCAUCUGCAGCAGAAUUAGCAUCCAAUGUCAAUCAUAAACAUGAAAAUGAGAGCUCUCACAUGGGCAAUGAUGAUAUGGUUUUAAGUGAUGACAUUUCGGUUGACAUUCCAAGCAACAGUAAUGACAUGUCUGAGGAGGGGGAGUUUUUCCAUAGGGCUAGUAGGAAAUAUGGAAAUAGUGACAAUUCAUCAAAACCUGCACACAUCUGCUUUGAGUGUGGGUACAUUGCUGUUACUAAAACAAUGCUUCAGCGCCACAAGCUGACUCACACGGAUGUUAAGCCAUUCAAGUGUGAGCAGUGUGAAAAGGCAUUCAAGCGACGGGAUCACAUGAAAGCUCACAUGCGAACACAUAACUCGGACAAGCUUUUCAGCUGUAACAUUUGCUCGUUCACCAGCAACAGGAAGUACAGGCUGACUAUUCACGAGAAGACACACACCCUUGAAAGUGUUUUCUCCUGUUCGGUGUGUGAGACCACGUACCCCACGGAUGAAGAUCUGAAAGAGCAUUUGAAAACACACGAGGAUGGGAAGGUGUUGGAGUGCGACAAAUGUGACUUCAAGUGUGCAGACAGCGAAGAAUUCAGAAGUCACAGUGACGGGCAUAAGUCGUUCCUCUGUGAUAAGUGCAGUUAUGUCUGCCGUUCCAGCAGAGAGUUUGCCAGCCACAAGAAAAUGCAUGAAGAUAGAGAGGAGUUGACCUGUUCCAUCUGCAAUUACACGUGUGAUUCCCAAAAGAGACUGCGGUACCACAUGGAGCGACAUGAUAACAAGACUCCCCUGGCCUGCACGCAGUGCGAUUACAAGUGCAGCUCCCGGUCCAGCCUGAGCGACCAUAUACUUCGGCACGAGGGUGUCAAGCCAUUCCUUUGCUCAGACUGUGGGAUGAGCUUCAGGAAUGUUUCACGCCUGAAUCGACACAAGCUUACCCACACUGACAUUAAGCCUCAUUCCUGUGAUUAUUGCUCCUUCUCAUCGAGAUCAAGAUACAAUCUUAAGCAGCAUAUGUCAAAACAUUUCAAGUGACACUGUCAAGAACUUUGGACAAGUCAACUGACUUGCCAGGUACUGUCCAACUUAAGUUAUACCAUAGCCUUUGAUUUAAAACACUGUCGACCUUAUAGUUAGUAUUACAAAUAUUUUGAUAUGACUGCAUCGAGUAAUCCUUGCCUGUAAUUUCACCUUCAAGAUGUGUAUAUAUUGUCAUGAAGUCAUUUCCCAUCUCCCAUUAAUUAGCUUUACAUUAUUUAGUCAAAAUUAUUUCAUAUACAUAUGAGUGUAUAUUUAAUUACAAUAUUAUUGUUUUAUUUAUAAAGUAUUCACAUUUAUGUAUAGAUAUAUACAUAUAUAUAUAUAUAUAUGAGAUAUAACAUUUUGUGAUCAUUUAAUGGCUAUGUAGUGGACAUCAGAUUCAUAAUUGUAUUUUCAAAGUGGUGCCCUGAGAGAUUAUAUGCAUUCUUUUCUCAUACUGCAAAAAGUUUAUUUCUAAAAAUUAUUUGUUCCUUGUGAACAAAUAUAUGUAUGUUUUGUAUUUUUUUGUUUGUUUUAUUUUGUUUGAAUUUUCUAAUUAUUUUUUUUUACCGACUAUUUAAAUAGUGUAUUUCUGAACUAUGCAUCAUGACUUCUCAGUAUCAACUGCAGCAUUCUAUCGUUUGUGAAUCAAUCUGCACAUUUUGUAGUUGUACAUUGCUUAGAGAAAGUCAUUACAGAGUCAGGGCUAACAGGUUGUCUCAUUUCUGUUUUAAAAAUUAAACAUUCUGGCAAUAAAUGAGUUAUAUGAGAGAUCCACAUCAUUGAAUAUAUUGUGGGCCAUACUUUAGAUCAGUGGUUCCCAAACCUUUUUCCUUAAUGGGACACUUACCCACAUUCUGAGUAUUUAGCGGAACACUUUGUUUUUUUUUUUUUAGAGAGAUUCACUUGGUGGCAUGCUAGUGAAUUAUUCCAGUAGUUUGUAUUCAGGCUGUGGAACACAGUUUGGGAAACACUUGUAGACAAAAUCCCACUUGGCUCAUAUUUUUUUUUUUACAGGAUAGAAAUAGUUUGCCCUUGUUGUAUUGUUAAGUUCUAGACUCUCUUGUUAUAUUCAUUAGUGUUAUAUUCAUACUACAUAUAAAAUUGUUUCUUAAAAUUUUUUUUUUUUUUAAAGUAUGGCAUGUUAAAUCAAUUUCAUACAAUUUUUUUUUUGCUUGUAACUUUUUAUAUAAGAAACAGAUUCUUCUUCUCCUCUGUAGUUAAGCAAAAUUCUUGAGUAGGAAAUGAAUUAGUUCUGCUAGAGUGUGAAUCAAGUUCAACUAUAAUCUGGUUGGCCUAAUGCGAUAUUCAUUGACUGAAUUGAACGUCCCAAGUUCUGGGCACUUCUUGCUGACCGUACAAAUGUAAACUUUUUUUUUUUUGUUCUAAUUACUUCUGUAUAAAACAAACCAUAGCAUGUUCAGUGCGGCUAAUAGUCCAAUGUCGUAUGUGGACCUGUGGGGGGUAUCUAGGAGAAGGUUUCUGUGCUGCCUUUAGGUGCUCAGCAAACGCAGCUCUGCUCAAUUCAGAUUUCAAACUCAAGACCCACAUGAUUGGUAGCCAAGCGGUUAAUGUCACUCAGCCGCUCAUCCCGCACUUUGAAGGAUAUAGCCUUAGAAGUGCUAGCAGACCCUAAUUAAAUAUGUUCAAAGUAAAAACACCUUCACUUGGGCUUCAUUAUUUGGUACUGGGUACAUGUGUUUACCUGUUCACUUGUUCUGAUUGUUUUAUAUAUUUUUUAUUUUAUUUUUCUUGCUUGUAAAUCACUAUUUGGCAAUUUCUUAUUGCUCAAGAUGUAAAUGACAUCAUUUGUAAACACAGCAGCGCUGCUUCAAGGCCAUUUCAAUUAUUUAUAUAUAAAUUCUUUUGUCACUAAGAGUUGGCAAGACUGGCAAGUCUUGUUUUUAAGAUGACUUUUUGUGUGUAUGUUGAACACCUGGGUGCAAAUGAAAAAGGAUGUACAUACAAACAAACCUUGUUUUAUCUUUCAUAAUAUAAUAACUAAACAUACAUAGAAUCUAUAUUAAUAUUUUAUCUAUAGAUGUAGAGUUUCCAAUUUUGUAUCGCUAGUCUUCUAAAACAAAAAUAAGUUGCCUCAUGUACAUCGUAUAAUGAUUCUACUGUACAUCUCUAUUGAAAGUUUGAAGAUCUGAAGUAUUGCUGAUUUAAGUAUUUUAAAACAUUCAAAAAGGCCAUACAUAAAAUUAUUUUUCCAUUUCAGUUUGAAACAGGACUAACCAUGAAUGCAGGACAUUCUCUCCUCCCCCCCCCCCCUCCCCUCACCACCACCAUUUCAAUUCGAAACAUGCAUACAUUUUCCAUUCUAGCUGUUUCUGCAAGUUAAAGAAUCACUAACUCGUAGUGUAGUUUUGAUUAGGUUAUAAAGUUAUCAAAACUUUGAUAAGCUUCUACAAUACAAAACCAAUUAAUUAAUUUUUUUUUUACAGUUUUUAAAAAGUCUUAUUUAAAAGUUGUGUAAGGGUUGACUGGUCCAAAUAGUUUAGCAGAAAUAACAUUGUCGUGAGGUGCAUGUCUGUAGAUAGAGGAUUAUAUAUAUUUAUUGUAUCCAUUUGUACUCCCUUAACUCAAAUUUUCUUCCUGUAACUUCCUGCUUGACGCAGUUGAUUGUGGUGUACUGCGUGAGGUAGAGCACUACUGGUGAUAACUCUGUUGUACAGUACAGUGAUGAUAAGCUGAUAAUUGUUGUACAGUGCAGUGAUAAUUCUUUUGUCUAGUUCAGUGAUAAUUGGUUGAUAACUCUUGUUUUGUUGUACAAUGAUGAUAGGCUGUUGACUCUUUUGUGUGUAGCACGUUGAAGAUAGGCUGAUAAAAUAAAUACCUCUGUUGCUUAGCUCAUUGAGGGUAGGCUGAUAAAAUAAAUACCUCUGUUGGUUUAGCACAUUGAGGGUAGGCUGAUAAAAUUAAUACCUCUGUUGUUUAGCACAUUGAGGGUAGGCUGAUAAAAUAAAUACCUCUGUUGUUUAGCUCAUUGAGGGUAGGCUGAUAAAAUAAAUACCUCUGUUGUUUAGCACAUUGAGGGUAGGCUGAUAAAAUAAAUACCUCUGUUGUUUAGCACAUUGAGGGUAGGCUGAUAAAAUAAAUACCUCUGUUGUUUAGCACAUUGAGGGUAGGCUGAUAAAAUAAAUACCUCUGUUGUUUAGCACAUUGAGGGUAGGCUGAUAAAAUAAAUACCUCUACAGCAUAAAAUAGGGAUGAUGGGCUUUGAACUGUCAGCAUUGAAGAACUGGUCUUGUAUGUCGAUUAUAUUCUUGACUAUUUUCUUACUUGUAUCAAAGCAAACUGUCAAAGUAUAAAUAUUUCAAAACAUUGUCAUGAUUUGAUUUACAAAAUCUUAUUGUGAUUUUUUAAAUUAUUUUUUAUUUUAAAAUAUUUCUAAGACCUUUUUUUUUUUAUUUGUGCAUGAAUUGAGACAUUUAUUCAAGUCUUCCACAAUGAAGAGUUUUUAUUUUUUUAUCUCUACGUUGUGACAACAGCUUUUUUUUUCCCCCAUUCUGAAAAUCCUUCCCUUUUGAACUGAUUUUUUUUUUCUUUUUAUCAGUACCAAUAGUUUGUUCUGUGACCCAACACUGGCCUAUUAUAGACAAGUUUUUGUUGACUCUGUGUAGAGACUAAACUGUAGGAUACAGUAUUUCUGUACAUUGAGUGGUCUGUUAUGGUCAUUAAAUUUCCAGUGAGUUUUGGUGGGACAUUUCUAUUGAGCUUUCAGUACGGUAUCAGUUUCAAGCCAUGAUACUACAGUGUGCUGAUGGAGACUACAUAGAUCAAGUUUAUAAACAUUUCUAGUUGUUGAACUAAACAAAUCCCUAUCUCAUAGGCCUUGUGAAACUCUGUAAGGUUUCCAGCCUGAACCAGACAUGAGAAAAUAUGCAGCUUGCAGCUGGGUUUGCGUUAAACACCAAUCUCGUUCUUAAUCUUUGGAAUUGAAGACAUUGUCAUAUCUUAAAUUCAAAUUGGACUUGUUGACUGCUAUAACAGUAUUUAUUUAUAAGGAUUAAAAGUGUGGUCAGUACUUGUGAUAAACACGCCACAGAAAAUGUCAACUAUUUAAAACAUAUACUCAAUUAGAGAAAAACAACAAAUGUCUAUCUCUUUUAACAUGAGGUUAUUUUCAGAAUAAGAUUUGUCAGUUAAGAUCACCAUACUGAUGUGUUGUAAAAGACUUGUAAUUGAAAUUGUGCUUCAUAUGAAUUUACGUUGAAGUUUUACUUAAGGAAUGGCGUAAUGUACCUUGAUGGCGUUCAAAUGUGCUAUAAAAUAUAUUUUCUAUGUUACUAUACAUAUUCCUUCUGAUAUAGUGUGUUUGCUGAAUAAUGAUUAUUUCUGAGAAUGUUGUUAUGAUCACAGUUGGACACUGUGAUCUAGUUUUAAAAAUCUGCUAUGAAAUAGAAACACUUUGAAAUAUCAAUUAGAAUGGAUGCAAGUGUGUAUUUGUUUCUGUGGGGACAUUUAAUGUGACAGACUUGUGUUUCAUUUGUUUGAAUAAUUGUCAAAACUAGCUGGGAUGAAUGAUUAGCUGAUGCAACUUAUGAUUUCUGACAGUCGCACCUGUUGGCAGCGGACAAGUGACACCGACAUUUAAGUGUUACACACCAUUGACUGGUUCUAUUGGUAGUUCAGGCAAUUUUCUUUCUAGGUGAAAAUAACGUACAGACACAUCAAUGGUCUAAUCGAGUGAUUACUAAAGUGUCGAUAGGAUUCAGCUUCUGUCAUGAAACUAAACAUGUAUGACUGCGUUUCAUUUCACUUGAUAUGGAAUUCCACUUUGAAUUUAUUUCUCAUUGCUUCCACUUUCCUCUGGUGAUGGUCUUUGUUCAUUUCGAAGUGUGUGGUGUGUCACUUUAUUUCUACCAUUGUUGGGGCUGAUGUAAAAACAAAAACAAAAAAAGUUUUUAUUAUCUUCAUUAAUUUAAUAAUUAAAAUAAAUUUCUUCAGUUUUGCUUGUCUUGUAUUUUAUUUUGUGUCAGCCAUUAAAUCUAUACACAUGCAGGUUUUACAAGGAAACAUAAGUAGUUUUUGUAAUCCGUCGAGCCUUGUAUAUGUUUUUUUUUUGUUUUUUUAAGGAAAUAAUCUAUAUAUGGAGUACAAAUACUGUCAAAAAGUUUCAUCUUGUGAUGAAAAUCUCUGUGUUGUCAGAAACCAGCUGUGAAGAUUGUUUUAGUUGUUGUUUGACAAUAUUUUGUUUGUGAUUUUAAAGUGAGCGCUGUGCAAGGAACUGACACUAGACUUUAGCAUGGAACCUAUUUUUAUUUCAAGCUUCUUUGAGUGUAGUAGUGAAAGCUUGUUUUAUUACUCAGUACAAGUUUUAUUAUUAAUCAUUAUCUGCUCCUCUCCAGGAGUCCGUUGUUGUUUUUUUUUUUCUCUUCAAAUUCAUCUUUUAUACACUUUUUUUUUUUUUUUUGUUCUGCCAUCUUCAUAAUUUAUUUGUUGUGAUUCUGUCCUGACCAUUUGCUGUACCAGAAGUUUUCACCAGACGGCGACAAAACAAAUUGUAUCGUACAUAUUGUACCCAGUGUGUGAUGAGAAAUUUUGGUACCAGUUUUUAUGGUGACCUUGGACUUCAGCUCAGAUUGGUUCUUUGUGUGAUAUGGUCAUUAUUUUUAAGUUGUAUUUAUUUUUUGUUUUUCCUUUUUAUAAAAAUGUAUGACAUUAGCUCAUAUUAUAAAAUUAUUACAUUUAUGUAUUUGGAAUAAAUAAAAUAUAAAAUAUC